Penicillium nucicola is the source of this 2679-nucleotide messenger RNA. RefSeq names its product glycoside hydrolase family 78 protein. The record is from RefSeq and is a predicted model, not a curated record. Lineage: Eukaryota; Fungi; Ascomycota; Eurotiomycetes; Eurotiales; Aspergillaceae. The transcript has a single exon. The coding region runs from base 1 to 2679 and encodes 892 amino acids. Gene Ontology annotation, biological process: carbohydrate metabolic process.
AUGUCGUCACCAUCUAUAACAUCGUUAUCCUUUGAGCAACAUCCCACGGGCUUGGGGAUCGGAGAAUCUCAGCCUCGCCUCUCAUGGCGAUUCACAGCAAAUGAACAGACAAGCCAAGACUGGGAGCAAACAGCAUACGACAUGGAAAUCGCCCAACAUUACUCGGCGCCAGAAACAUAUCAUGUGAAAAGCCCCAACUCGGUCUUAGUCCCCUGGCCAAGUCAGCCACUCAAGUCUCGAGACAUCGUACGCGCUCGAGUUCGGGCAUAUGGACCAGACUUCACCCCCACCGAAUGGUCAGACUGGAGUACCGUGGAAUGUGGUUUGCUUCAUCGGGAAGAUUGGACCGCACGCGCUAUCACGAGCAGCAAAAAGCAGUCCAAAGGUCCUUUACGGCCUAUCCGCUUCCGACAGACCUUCACUGUCCCUUUCGAAAAGGUGCGGCGGGCUCGUCUUUACAUCACUAGUCUGGGGGUGUUCCAGGCGUAUAUUAAUGGUGUGCCGGUUGGUGAUCAUUGCAUGGCUCCUGGUUGGACAAGCUACCACCAUAGACUCAACUAUGAGGUUUUCAAUGUUUCCUCACUUUUGCAUAAGAAUGAACCAAACACGAUUGCUGUUGAGGUUGCCGAAGGCUGGUAUGCUACUCGACUGGGAUUCCAUGGUGGAAGGCGAUUCAUCUACGGGGAUGAAAUGGCCCUCAUUGUCCAGCUGGAAAUCCAAUCUGAGAGUGGCGAUCAAUUGAAUAUCGCAUCUGACUCAAGUUGGAAGAGUCACGGCUCCGCAAUUGUCAGUAGUGAGGUCUAUGAUGGCGAGGUGUAUAAUGCACUUGAUGAACAAGAUGGCUGGAACGAUUGCUUUUUCACAUCAGAUUCGACCUGGGAGCCAACUCGAGAGGUGAGCUUCCCAAGUGCUGAGCUCGUGGCUCCCAAUGCCCCUCCUGUGAGAGUCACGGAAGUGGUCAGGCCGAAUCAGAUUAUUGUAACACCAUCUGGCAAAGUGGUUGUCGAUUUUGGGCGGAAUUUAGUCGGUCGUGUCCGAGUUUCAAACCUCACAGUCGACCGUGGGGAGAGUGUCACGUUGACUCAUGCUGAAGUUCUCGAAAACGGAGAGCUGGGAACUCGUCCUCUUCGUGAUGCUAAGUGCAGUGACAAGAUCGUCUCAGCAGGCAAUGAACUCGAUUGGGCCCCCCAGUUCUCAUUCCAUGGAUUUCGCUAUGUUCAAGUCGACGGAUGGAAUCCAGAUCACAACAACAUCGUUGCUGAAGUAAUGCAUACUGAUCUCACUCGUACUGGCUGGUUCAACUGUUCUCAUCCUAUGAUUAACAAGCUUCACCAAAAUGCCACUUCGUCGAUGCGUGGGAACUUCCUUUCUAUUCCAACCGAUUGUCCACAAAGAGAUGAGCGUCUAGGCUGGACUGGAGACAUCCAAGUGUUUGCCCCUUCUGCUAGCUUCCUCUAUAACACAUCGGGCAUGCUUGGUGAUUGGCUGAGGGAUCUAUCGGCCGAACAACUCCAAACUGCAAAUGCAAUCCCUCCAUUCGUCAUUCCAAAUGUCAUCCCCGAAGAGGCUUGGCCUUCCUUCCCACAGGCAAUUUGGGAUGAUGUGACAAUUCUGCUGCCUUGGACCUUAUACCAAAACUAUGGUGACCUUGAGCUCCUCCGAAGGCAGUACCCUAGUAUGACCGGCUGGUUAGAUCGAGGAGUCCAGCGCGGACCUGACCGUUUAUGGGACGAUACUCUCUUCCAACUUGGAGAUUGGCUAGAUCCCACCGCACCACCAGAUCAACCAGGCAACGCGCGAACAGACGGGACACUCGUUGCUGACGCAUACCUUGUACACGUCACGAAGAUAUUAGCCGAGAUCAGCUCAAUCAUCGGCGAAAGUUGCAAUGCAGAUCGAUAUGCAACCGAAUAUCAAAGCCUGAAAUCGCGCUUCCAAACAAAAUACGUUACCCCCGAGGGCUGGUUAGUAGGCGACACACAAACAGCUCUCAGUCUUGCUUUAGUAUUCGAUCUAAUUGAUGACCCUGCAAAAGCGUCAGCAGCAGGUGCGCGUCUAGCGCGGCUGGUUCGAAAGGCCAAAUUCCAGGUCUCAACUGGGUUUGCAGGGACACCGGUUAUCACGCAUGCAUUGACCAAAGCCGGAUAUCCCCAAUUAGCAUAUCGCAUGCUUCAAGAGAAGAACUGUCCCUCGUGGUUCUAUCCGAUCACCAUGGGUGCUACCACUAUCUGGGAACGGUGGGAUAGCAUGCUUCCGGAUGGAUCGAUCAACCCUGGUGAAAUGACAAGUUUCAAUCAUUAUGCCCUUGGAUCAAUUAUUAAUUGGCUGCAUCAGACCGUUGCUGGCGUCGGUCCCCUUGAGCCAGGCUGGCGGCAUAUUCGUAUUCAGCCAGUACCCGGUGGUACAGUCACCUCUGCGGAGGCUAUUUAUGAGACUGCCUAUGGGCGGUUGGAGUGUCGAUGGAAGAUUGGGCACGGUGGUCAGUUUUGUCUUGAAGUGAUUGUGCCUCCAAAUUCUAGAGCGGGGGUCAUCAUGCCGAGUCAGAUUGGAGAGAAAGAAGAUAUCAAGUGGAUUGGUUCAGGGAAAUAUUCUUUCUCCAAGACGUUUGAUAGUCAGGCUGGUUGGCCUCCGAAGGCACUAGUACCCCCAAUGUUUGCACCUGAGGAUAGUUUUGUUUGA